Molecule: messenger RNA, 832 nt
Organism: Rubroshorea leprosula
Lineage: Eukaryota; Viridiplantae; Streptophyta; Magnoliopsida; Malvales; Dipterocarpaceae
Source: the annotation of a GenBank genome assembly
AAUGGCCGGAAGAGUUAAUUCGGGGUGAACAACAACGAAGCUCCUUACCGAUCUAAUCCGGUGAUGGAUAACGGUAAGGUGUCCCGCGUUUCAAGCAGUCCCUCUCUCAAGGUAAUGGGAACACAAGGUAGCGGAGUUCAGGGGAACAAGAAUUCCCCAUUGCAGGAUCGGUCCGAAGCUGCCAAUUCCCAAGAGGAAUCCACAGUUUCUGAACAAAACCCCAAUGGAGAUUCUGGCAUCAAAGCUGCAAACGAUUCGAAUUCAAGGAAAAGAAAAGCAGCAUCAAAAGGGAAAGGAAAGGAAACUUCAGUAUCCCCAUCACCAAAUACUUAUACAAAGGUAUCUGAAACUAAUGAAGAUUCAAAUCCCAAGCGAUGCAAGCAAUCCGAGGACGAAAAUGGUCCUACUAAAGCUGAAGAAGAAGCGAAAGGUAGUAAUGUGGAUGAGAAACAGAACAAGGCUAACACAAAGCCUCUUGACUCCUGAGCCUCCAAAGGACUAUAUUCAUGUUAGAGCAAGAAGGGGUCAAGCCACCGACAGCAAUAGUCUAGCUGAAAGAGUGAGAAAUCACAACUCAAUUAGAACAUUGAAGUAUUCCAGAUUUUGUAUUGAAAACUGAAUCUAUGUUAAUAUUCAUCAAUUGGACAGGUUCGAAGAGAGAAAAUCAGCGAAAGAAUGAAGCUUCUCCAAGAUCUUGUUCCCGGUUGCAAACAACCCCUGAUGAGCAAACCGUUAAAUGUUAACGGAAAGGUUAAGAGAGGGGCUGCUUUGCCACCAGUUGGUGAGUUGAGGGGUUGAUUUGCCACCAAUUGGGGUUGAGGGGGUGAUUUGC